This is a messenger RNA of Periophthalmus magnuspinnatus, 1665 nucleotides long. RefSeq names its product cystathionine beta-synthase b (gene cbsb). The transcript has 14 exons. Bases 1 to 1665 code for a protein of 554 amino acids. The record is from RefSeq and is a predicted model, not a curated record. Gene Ontology annotation, molecular function: cysteine synthase activity; cystathionine beta-synthase activity. Gene Ontology annotation, cellular component: cytoplasm. Lineage: Eukaryota; Metazoa; Chordata; Actinopteri; Gobiiformes; Gobiidae.
AUGCUCUUCUCAACAAGCAGCAAUGCUACUGCUCAUAGACCCAACAAUCAGGUAGAGAAUGAAGAGGAAUCUACCAGGGAGGAUGAAGGCAGUGGGGAGCAGCAGAAGAACAAAGAAGCAGUCAGACUCAUCCCUGAAAGAAACUGGACACGGCCCGAUCUGCCCAGUAAAUGCACUUGGCGAUUAGGGGCAUCACUUUCUCAGUCUCCUCACUUUCACUCACUGAGGACAAAGGCACCUAAAAUCUUGCCAGACAUCCUGUGGCAAAUUGGAGACACUCCUUUGGUCCGGUUGAAUAAGAUCCCUAAAGAUUAUGGACUGAAGUGUGAGCUCUUGGCCAAAUGUGAGUUCUUUAAUGCGGGUGGCAGCAUUAAAGAUCGGAUUGCGAUGAGGAUGGUAGAAGAUGCUGAGAGAGCUGGGGUCCUUAAACCUGGUGACACAAUCAUUGAACCAAGCUCCGGCAACACAGGUAUAGGCAUGGCCCUGGUUGCUGCAGUAAAAGGUUAUCGCUGUAUUAUAACAAUGCCCCAGAAGAUGAGUAUGGAAAAGGUGAAUGUCCUAAAGGCACUUGGAGCUGAAAUUGUACGCACACCAAAUUCUGCCUCGUUUGAUUCAGAAGAGUCCCAUAUCGGUGUGGCUUGGUGUUUGAAAAAUAAAAUUCCUAAUUCACACGUCCUUGACCAAUAUCGUAAUCCCAGUAACCCCCUGGCUCACUAUGAAACCACGGCUGAGGAGAUACUGGCUCAGUGUGAUGGUAAAAUUGAUAUGGUGGUUGCUGGAGCAGGCACAGGAGGCACACUCACUGGUGUAGCUCGGAAAUUAAAAGAGCGUUGCCCCAAUAUUAAGGUUGUUGCUGUGGAUCCAGAGGGCUCUGUUCUAAUUGAAUCAAAAGAAAAGAAACUGCACAAACCAUUUGAAGUUGAAGGCAUUGGAUAUGACUUUAUUCCUACUGUGUUGGACAGAUCUAUUAUUGACAUAUGGUAUAAAGUCAGUGACACAGAGACAUUUACUAUGGCACGCAAGCUUAUCAAGAAUGAAGGUCUUUUGUGUGGGGGCAGCAGUGGCUCGGCCAUGGUCGCAGCAGUGAUGAUGGCUCAGCAGCUCAAAGAGGGUCAGCGCUGUGUGGUCAUCUUGAGUGAUUCUGUCCGCAACUACAUGUCAAAGUUCCUCAGUGACCAGUGGAUGUGGGACAAAGACUUCUUCACUCCAGAAGCUCCAGUGGAUGCUAGACCAUGGUGGUGGGACAUCACCGUCCAAAAUCUGCCCCUGUCUACCCCUGUCUCUGUGUCACCAUCAGUCUCCUGCCAAAAGACCAUUGAGGUCCUACAAGAGAAAGGGUUUGAUCAAGUCCCCGUUGUGGAAGACUCAGGCACCAUUUUGGGCGUGGUCACUCUGCAGACCAUUCUCUGCUCCUUGUUGGCUGGUACUGUUGAACUUUCAGAUCAUGUCAACAAGGUGCUCAGCACAAGUUUCAAACAGAUCCAUCUAAGAGACCAUCUGGGAAAACUGUCGCACAUACUCCAGGCCAACCACUUUGCUCUUGUGGUCCAGGAUCAUAUUCAGUGUAACACUGAAGGCUUGUCUUGUCAGAAGCAGAAGAUUUUUGCAGUUGUGACGGCGAUGGACUUUCUUGACUACAUAAUCACACUAGAGGCAGAAUUGUGA